UCUGCAAUCAUGAAUUAAGAGAAAAGUCCAGAAGCAGAGCAUUGUGUCCCUCCUGGAGAAGGUCAUGUUGGGAGGGUGUUACUGGUUUCACUUGAAGAACAGGAACGGCAAGUUUUGUCCUUCUCCAAUCCUCACACCUACACAGUGGUAGUAACACAGGCCCAGCAAGGGGGAGCCUCAGCUGCAGAAUAGCAUGGUGGAUACACACACUCUGGUACAGUGAAGCAUCACCGUGUGCCCUCCUCGCUGCUGGCAUAGCAAAAUGCAGAGUGGCCCCACUUCAGCAGGGCCCAGGGAGUGACAGAAGCCCACACUGGACUUGGCACAUGACAUUUCAUCCAUACAUUUCUGGGCCUGUACGGUGGUAGGACCUCUACGCCAUGGUUCUUCAUUACCAGGAGCAGCGUUACGACCAUCUCAAAACCCAGUGUCGCCAGCAGAAGCACCUCUUCGAGGACCCAAAGUUCCCAGCCGACGACAGCUCCCUUUACUACAGCAGACGCCCCCCCAGAGUGGUGGAGUGGAAGCGCCCUCAGGAGCUCGUCCAGUCACCCCGUUUGUUCUCUGAUGCGGGUAUCAGUCCACGUGACCUACAGCAAGGCAGCCUGGGUAAUUGCUGGUUUGUAGCAGCUGUUUCCUGUCUGGCUGGGGAUCCAUCCAUUUGGAAAAAGGUGAUACCUUCUCCCCAGGAGCAAGACUGGCCUCGACCGGGAGGAGCCCCUCACCUUGGGAUCUUCAGGUUUCGCUUCUGGCGCUUUGGCCGCUGGCUGGAAGUUGUGAUUGAUGACCGCCUGCCCACAUCUGGGGGGGAGUUACUCUUCUGCAGACCUGGCCGGGAUGGCAACGUGUUCUGGUGUUCACUACUUGAAAAAGCUUAUGCCAAGCUCAUUGGAAGUUAUGAGUCUUUGGAUGGGGGAAGUACCGCAGAAGCUCUUAUUGACUUCACUGGAGGAGUUUCUGAGGCAAUUGACCUUCUUGAAAGGAACUCUGAGACAGAGGAAGAAAAGAAGAAGCUAUUCAAGGCUGUGUUGAAGGCUCACUCGCGGGCAUCCCUCAUCUGCUCUUCCAUUAGGCCAAGUCCAAGUCAGGGGUUUGAAGAGGUCCUCUCCAGCGGCCUGGUAACCGGCCAUGCUUACAGCAUCACCUCCGUCAAAAGCAUAACUCUACACUCAGGGCUCUUAUCGCUUUUUCGGACGCAUAAGCUGCGCCUUGUUCGCCUGCAAAAUCCCUGGGGGAGCGGAGAGUGGAAGGGGCCUUGGAGCGAUGGGUCCGAAGAGUGGAAGAAGGUGAGCCGAAGGCAGAAAGAGAAGAUGGGGGUCACUGUCAAUGACGAUGGAGAAUUUUGGAUGAGCUGGGAUGACUUCUGCACUCACUUCACCGAUGUCACUGUGUGCCGCCGAGUGAACACUCACCUUCUGAGCUCUCACAAGACGUGGAAAGAGGAGACCGCUUUUUCUGCCUGGAGGCAAAAUCCAGACCCUUUGAAGGACAGGAGUGGGGGUUGUCCUAAUAACAAGACCACCUACCUACACAACCCUCAGUUCUGCUUUGAUGUGACAUUGGACCACGACUCCGUCCUCAUCUCUCUGGAGCAGGAAGAUCGGAGGACUCAGCGCAGCGCUGGAGGCGGGGAUAACUUGCCUAUUGGAUUCUUUGUCUUUAAGGUGGAGGUGAAUCGCAAAUACCGACUACACUGCGUCGCCGCUAAGGCUUCAUCCUCUACAUAUAUAAACUCCCGCAGUGUCUUAGUGCACACUGAGUUGCAGGGUGGGCGUUAUGUGAUCUUGCCCACCACUUUCCAGCCGGGCCAGGCCGGCUCCUUCCUCCUGCGGGUGUAUACAGACCGGGCCAGCCACCUAAGGGAGCUGACGCAAGAUGUCCCGGAGCCCUCCUGCCUAUCGUUCUGUCUUGGUGUCCCGAGAGUUGUCACUUCUAUCACCGUUCACGCAGCGUCCAGCCUGGCGGUGCCCAGCAAUGACAGCGAUCCCGCUGUCUAUGUCACGGUUCACUGUGAAGGACAUAAGGCGAGGUCACGGACAGUCAAGGGCCGAAACCCAGAGUUCGACCUGAAGGCGGUAUUCUACCGAAAGCGGCAAAGCCGACCCCUCAUUGUGCAGGUCUGGCUGUCUCGGUGGGCGAGGGACACUCUACUGGGCACCGCGUCCGUUCCUUGUGCUGUGGGAGAGUCCAACCAAACAUCUGUCCACAAGCUCCAGAGGAAAGAUGGGACCACGUCUGGGUACAUCAUGACCGUGGCGUCCAGCAGCUCAGACCUCACAGCGCUCUGACUGCUCAGCCUCGUUCUUCUCUCGCUCUCGUCUCUCUCCCUCUCCGCCCACUCUCUCUCUCUCUCUCUUUCUUACACUUUCUUUCUCUCCCCCUCUUUCCUGUUCUGCUAUACAUUCCCCCAGCACUUCCUCUCCAGCUCACAGGACCUCUCGCCUCCUCUGCCUCAGCAUGGUGAGGCUGCUGAUUACAGUCGUCUUCCUUCUCGGAGGUACUUGCCCAGUACAGCUGCCAUCUUCCCUGCUUGUCCUGAACUCCACCCAAAGAUCCCCCGACUCCUACCUCAUCUCAUGCAACACCCAGGUCCCGGAGGAACGGGUGACUCAGGUACACUGGAAGGCGCGACACAGCGAUGGAACAUACAGUGUCAUCGCUGUACAGAACCCACACUGGGGGAACGCCACACAGCUCCCUUACCAUGAGGUGGUGAAACUGCACAAGUUGGACGCCACAACAUAUGCCGUGGAGAUGACCGUGGUGGAGAACGUGGUGUGUUGUGAAGUGGUCACUUAUCCCUCAGGAAAGGUCCACGAGAAAUGCCUUACCAUCGAAGAAGAUUUAGGCGGCUAUAAGAUCCAGAACGCAGUGUUGGUGACGUUACUCGUCGGUGGAAUCUUCGUCCUUGGCUCCUUUGUCCUUCUGUUCCACAUCUGCUGGAUGAAGAAGAAUUCUCGUGCAUUUAAAGUAAGAGGUACUACUGACCAACAAGUGUGGAGUAGGAAUGAAAGAUCCCAUGUCCCACACAGAAGAUCUGGACCAUCAAUAAACCUUGCAUACGAGCCUCCACUACAGUCUGAGUCACUCCCGCCAAUGACGCAUCCACGCCAGGAACUUCCAAGAAACCUGCUUCCUCCUGAGGAUCCACCUCUGAGAAACCAGCAGUAUCGGGUAACCCCACCCCUGAGGAAUCAGCAAUAUCAGGUGGCCCCACCCCUGAGGAAUCAGCACUAUCAGGUGGCCCCACCCCUGAGGAAUCAGUGGUUUACUGACGAGUCUUCUCCAGUGGAUCCCACCUCUCAUAUUGCCCCUCCCCUGAGGAGCCAUGUGAAACCCGAGAUCCCACAAACACCAAGCCAAAUAUAUAGCAAUGUUAACCGUCUCAAUAAGCCCUACCGAAAAGUACCCCGUUUACACAAUAUCCAACAUGAGCCAACAGUUCUUCGUCCACAUCAUAAUGAGCCGUUACCUUAUACGGUUUCUGACCAGCCACCAUCCAUACCUUCAGACCACUCGUCGUCAUCUCCAUGGCUUUGUGGUGAAGCGUCCUACUCUCUUCAAAAAAACUCUGCAUUGCAGCCCUCCAGAUUAUGUGUCCCAAGGACACCGGAGCCUCCUUUUUCCACCCCUAAUCCCAUGUAUCACAGCGGGAAAGGAUGGUCUUGCCAUCUGAACAAUGUUCAAUUCUAAACUAACAAUCCACAUUGUUUUGAAAAACUUUUGGACAUUGGCCUGCAGACCCAAUACAUCAGUUUCUGUACAUAAAUGAUAUUACCUAUGGAUUAAUAUUCUAUGAAGCAAGAGACAGAUAGUGUAAAACUUAUGUAAUUUUACUGUAUUCUUCAGCAUCUAUAAUAAUAAAUGAUGAAGGCAUAUAGACAGUAUAUAAUAUCAUACUGCAUGCCUUGUCUUGGCUGUAGUAACAGUGUUAGCCACUUCAGGCAGCUCGGUGGAAAGGAUAAAGACGCAGCCUAGUUUCUACCAUCUAUGAUACUGUAUAUAUUUGCUGGUAGACACGGCAGCCACCAGGGGGGGACUGUGGGGACUUGUGUCCUGGGCCCUUACAUAGAGUGGUGCCCACCCCUGGCUCCUACCACUGGAGAGCUGCACCAGGCUAUAAAACAACAGUGGGCUGUUGAGCAGGGAGGACAGCUCUGGUUCCGGUAUGAAUGGUCGACAAUGUUAAGGUUAACAGUCAAUAGGUCGACCAUUACUGGUCGACAGUGACAUGGUCGACAUGGCCAAAUGGUUGACACAUGAAAAUGGUCGACAUAGAUUUUUUAAACUGUUUUUGGUGUCAUUAUUUCCGUAACACGACCAGGAACCCCAAUUAAUGCACCGCGUCCCCUUGCAUGGCUCGCUUCUUUCUCCAUGCUGCGGGCAAGGUGCCUCGCUCCGCUACCGCUGCACUCUGCACAGGUUACUAUUCCCAAUCGUAGUCCGCGUGGAUCAUAAAGUAUGAAAAAGUUACAAAUCUAAUAAAAAAAAAAACA
Molecule: messenger RNA, 4496 nt
Organism: Pseudophryne corroboree (corroboree frog)
Lineage: Eukaryota; Metazoa; Chordata; Amphibia; Anura; Myobatrachidae
Product: calpain-5-like
Exons: 16
Coding region: 381-2288 (635 amino acids)
Biological process (GO): proteolysis
Cellular component (GO): cytoplasm
Molecular function (GO): calcium-dependent cysteine-type endopeptidase activity
Source: RefSeq, a predicted model, not a curated record